CGAGGCAUUAAAGCACUGGAAAUUUCAAACACAAAUUGGUAGCAAAACGUAAAUUUUUUUUUAGAAAAAUAGCGGUAUUGUCCGCUGUGUACAAGUAUAAUGCCAUUCGCAGCUAUAAAAUACCGUCGCCCAGCAGCUGUAGCCAGUAACACAGUAACCUCCUACUAACUAAAACAUGGGAAAACUUAUCGGCAUAUUUCUCCUAGCAUUGGCACUCUGCCAUCUCAGCCACAGCGAGCAAGACUGGUGGGAAAAUGGCAAUUUCUAUCAAAUCUAUCCGCGCUCCUUUAAGGAUAGCGACGGUGAUGGCGUUGGCGAUCUGAAUGGCGUCAACGAAAAGUUGGAAUACGUAAAGGAUAUCGGUAUGAAAGGUGUUUGGCUGUCGCCGAUAUUCCAGUCGCCAAUGGCUGAUUUCGGCUAUGAUAUUUCGAAUUACACCAAUGUGCAGCCUGAGUAUGGCACCAACGAGGAUUUGCUUGCCCUAAUCGAACGCGCACACAGUCUUGGCUUGCACCUCAUUCUCGACUUUGUACCCAAUCACACCAGCGACGAGCACGAAUGGUUCCAACGCUCAGUAGCCAAUGAUUCUUACUAUCGCGAUUUCUACAUUUGGCACGAUGGAGUUAUAAAUUCCACCACCGGUGAACGUCAGCCGCCCAGCAACUGGAUCUCACAGUUCCGCUACUCCGCCUGGGAGUGGAAUGAGCAACGCCAACAAUACUACCUUCAUCAGUUUGGCGUUAAACAGCCCGAUCUGAACUAUCGCAAUCCGAAUGUACUGGAGGAAAUGAAUAAUAUAUUGCGCUUCUGGCUGGCGCGUGGUAUUGAUGGUUUUCGCAUUGACGCUGUGCCCUUCCUCUUCGAAGUCGAAAUAGAUCCACAAACUGGCACUUAUCCCGACGAACCAUUAAGCUCUGACAUCAGCACCUGUCCCGAUCCGGAUGAUUGGUGCCAUUUGAACCACACCUUCACCAACUCGCUGCCCGAGGAUUUCGAGAUUAUCUACCAGUGGCGUGAGCUCGUUGAUCAGUGGACGCGCGAACACAACACCGACACCAAAGUGUUGCUCACGGAGGCCUACACUAGCUUCGAAAAUCUAAUGCACAUGUAUGGCGAUGGACUGCGUAACGGCUCGCAUGUGCCAUUCAACUUCGAGAUGUUGGCUGGUUUGAAUAAUAAGAGCAGUGCUUUGGACUUCGAUUAUUAUGUACAUCACUGGUUGAGCAACAUGCCCAAAGGCGUGUAUGCCAAUUGGGUGCUGGGCAAUCACGACAACCCAAGAUUGGCCUCGCGUUUCGGCGCACAACGUGCUGACCUAAUGAACAUCUUCUUGCAGACUCUCCCGGGAAUUGCAGUUACCUACAAUGGUGAAGAAUAUGGUUUGGAAAACGGCUAUGUCUCGUGGGAAGAUACCGUUGAUCCACAGGGCUGCAACGCUGACCCAACCACCUAUCUCCAGUAUUCACGCGAUAGUGAGCGCACGCCCUUCCUGUGGGACAACACGAAGAAUGCCGGUUUCAGUACUGCUGAUCGCACUUGGCUGCCAAUUGGUCAGUCGUAUGCAGAUAAUAAUGUGGCAGCGCAGUUGGCUGCUGAGAACAGCCACUUGAAAAUCUUCAAACAGCUAACGCAGUUGAGGCAGUCGGAGGCUGCUUUCAUUGAUGGUAGCUAUGUGUCAGUCGUCGUGAAGAAUGUAUUGGUGUAUAUUAGGGCCGCUGAGACUGGUGACAAAUACAUUGUGGUGCUGAAUAUUGGUGACGAAAAUGUAUCUUUGAAUUUGGGUACUCUAUUCGAUGAUCUAAGUGCCAAGCUCGAGGUUGUUGUCAGUUCACUGCACUCCGACAUACCAAAUGGGCAAAUCGUGAAUGCCAAUUCGUUUGAGGCCAAGGCAUACAACGGAUAUGUUUUACGUUUGGCCAUUUAAGUCCAGAUAUGCAUUUGCAAGGCAGCGCGCCAGUAAUGAAUGGUGGCUGGUAUACAAAUAAAUAAAAAUACUUAAGCAUACUAAAAAAAAAACAAUUUUACUGCCCCUUUAAUUAGUUUUGAAAUUAUUUCCCACUAAAACAAUCAUGUUUCUAUAUCUACUGAUUUGUAGCACUCUUGAGUAGCUGAAGAGCUUGCCUAAAGUUUUUAUUACUUAGUGAUAAAUGCCUGUUAACACACUCGGCUGCGACAUCUGUUGCUUUCUAUAACUUGGCAACA
Messenger RNA from Rhagoletis zephyria (snowberry fruit fly), 2202 nucleotides. RefSeq names its product maltase A1-like. Gene Ontology annotation, biological process: carbohydrate metabolic process. The record is from RefSeq and is a predicted model, not a curated record. NCBI's taxonomy places the organism in Eukaryota, Metazoa, Arthropoda, Insecta, Diptera, Tephritidae.